This is a messenger RNA of Cladocopium goreaui, 1493 nucleotides long. Lineage: Eukaryota; Dinophyceae; Suessiales; Symbiodiniaceae. The record is from the annotation of a GenBank genome assembly.
AGCUGCUUUGGCUGAUCAUUUGUUGCUUCGUGGACCCGAUCAGUGACAUUCUGUGACCAUUGCGAUCAUGUCGUUCUGGGAUAUUCCUGGCAUGAAGGCUGGUGUGGUGACUGGAGAUCUUGCGUGGUCUCUCCUGCAACACGCGAAGGAGCACAAGUACGCCAUUCCUGCCUUCAACUGCACAAGUUCGAGCACCAUCAACUCGGUACUUGAAGCUGGCAAGGAGUUGAACCGUCCGGUGAUGAUCCAGUUCUCUGAGGGCGGCUCUGCCUUCGUCGCCGGAAAGGCACUUCCAAAUGAAAAGGGCAAACUACAGGCCUCUAUCCUUGGAGCCGUUGCAGGUGCUCACUUUGCACGCGCCGUGGCGCCAGCCUAUGGCAUUCCAGUGCUAGUGCACUCAGACCACUGUGCCAAGAAACUCCUGCCCUGGUUCGAUGGUAUGUUGGAGGCGGACGAGGCAUUUUUCAAAGAGCAUGGAGAGCCUCUGUUCUCUUCCCACAUGUUGGAUUUGUCUGAGGAACCAGAUGAGGAGAACAUUGAGAUUUGCGCCAAGUACUUGAAGCGCAUGGCACCAAUGAAAAUGAUUCUGGAAAUGGAGAUUGGCAUCACCGGUGGCGUGGAAGAUGGUGUUGACAACAGCGGAGCUGCCAAGGAGAAGCUGUACUCCACUCCGGAGGACGUGUUCAACGUCUACAAGGGCCUCAACCCAAUUUCUCACAUGUUCACCAUCGCUGCAGCCUUCGGCAACGUCCACGGUGUCUACAAGGCUGGAAACGUGGUGCUGAAGCCCGAGAUUCUGCAGGAGAUGCAAGACUACGCCCGCGAGCAGAUCAAGGCAUCUACCGGCAAGGACAUCGAGAGGCCUCUGAACUUUGUGUUCCACGGUGGCUCUGGAUCCGAGAAGCACCACAUUACAACGGCCCUGAAUGCCGGAGUGGUGAAGAUGAACGUGGACACCGACACGCAGUGGGCCUACUGGGAAGGCCUGUUGAAGUUCUACAAAAACAAGGAGGGCUACCUGCAGGGCCAGAUUGGCAACCCAGAAGGAGAGGACAAGCCAAACAAGAGCUACUACGACCCACGCAAGUGGAUUCGCGAGUGCGAAGUUGCCAUGGUGAAGCGAGUCAAGGAGAGCUGCACAGAUCUCUCGAAUACGAACUGAUCCCGAAAGCCAGAGCCGUCUUUCUUUUAAACCGUUUCUUCGCUUCAAAGUUUUCCCAAACCUGAGGCGACAUCGGCGACAUGUCUUUUUGAAAAGAGGCAACAAUUUUUUCCAGAGUCGCAAGAAACAUCCUUUAGCACUGCCAAUGUGUUGGUUAUCCUCGUUCCUGCCUAAAAUGUCUAGAACCUCUGCUUUCACCAUUCUAGCCGAUACUGGUACAAAGUGAGUGCAGCGCAAAGCCCUGCCAAAAUGCUUGCGGUUUGGUGCAUUUUGUGUACCUUCAAUUUUGACAAUCCAGAAUCCAGAUAAGAAACUUUCGUUUGGAGCAAAA